AUGUCGACUGAAGAAAAAUGCGGAAAUGAUUCACAUAUGUCAGAUGAUACAAAUCAUAAGACAUUAGAAAAAAGAAUUGUUAGAAAAUGUGAUCUUUACUUGCUACGGAUACAUGUUUGGUUGCCAAUCUUAAUGGUGUGUUGGGCAGCAACGUCUAUGAGUCAAGCUGCAUGUACAACUGUGAUUCAGUUGGGAAUCGCUAGAUUUCUUCUAGGAAUGUUUGAGGCAGCAUUUCCCCCGUCAAUAAUCGGAUAUAUUAGUUUAUUUUAUACCAAAAAAGAAUUAACCUUAAGGUAUUCCCUCUUUAUGGUUAUAACCACCAUUAGUGGUGCUCUUAGUGGGUUCGCUUCGUAUUUCAUAGUCCAAAUAUCUGGAACUUCAUUAAGUGGUUUCCAAUGGUUAUUUAUAAUUGAAAAUAUCCCAACUAUUUUUAUGGCCUUAGUUGCUGCCAUAUUUUUGACUCGUGGUCCUGGAAAUGCGCGUUUCUUAACACCUGAAGAACGUGAAUUCGCUGUUGAACGUCUAAAAUCAGAGGGUGGUCAAACUAAAAUAAUUGAUCGUAACCUUGCUAAAGCCCAAAUAAAACUUGCGUUUACUGAUAUCCAAACCUACAGUUACUUACUAUUAGUUUUAAUUAGCUCAAUUCCAUCCUUUGCACUUAAUUUCUACCUUCCAACUUUAGUUAACAAACUUGGCUAUAAUAAUGUACAAGCUCAAUUAAUGGUCAUACCACCGCUCCUUGUUUCAACAGUUAUUACGACUUUUAAUGCUUGGUGUUCUGAUAAGUAUCAGACGAGAGCCUGGAACAUGUUAGCUGGGUAUUCUUUCUCCAUCAUUGGAUUGGUGGGAAUGAUAGCAACGCGCGCCGAUGACCCUAGUUUAUACAAAUUAAGAUACUUUUUUAUCAUUCUUUUAGCAUGUGGGGCAUAUAGUGUGUUGCCAGUACUGUUCAGUUGGUGCACAUGUAACAAUGUGGGUGAAUAUAAGCGCAGCACGGCCCUUGGAAUAAUAUUCACUUCUGCUCAGGUUGGAGGUAUUAUCGGGAUUCUAAUUUUCCCAGCUAACAAUGCACCAUCAUUCCUUAUGGGAAACACCGUGUGUUUAUCUUCAGUGCUCUUUGGAGCUAUUUUAGCUAUUGGAUUAAAAUUUUAUCUGGAAUUGUUAAAUAAAAAACGUGAUUUGGCUAUAAUAUCCAAUCAUGACUACAAGUUAAAUGAUAGCGAUUUGAAGCAUAAUAAAAGGAUUAAAGACAUUGCUAUGAAGUUGGUGGAAAAUGAACCGAAGUUUGAUGAAGUAUUGAUAUGGUUGGCUGGGGCAAAAAGAAAGAAGGCCAUUAAUUUAAAGUCUUAUUAUACGGAAUUUUCCAAAUGUACAAUUCCUGAUUUAACUGGCAAGGAUUUAGCGUUAG
This is a messenger RNA of Cetraspora pellucida, 1408 nucleotides long. NCBI's taxonomy places the organism in Eukaryota, Fungi, Glomeromycota, Glomeromycetes, Diversisporales, Gigasporaceae. The record is from the annotation of a GenBank genome assembly.